AUGGCGCCUGGGAGCCGUCAUGGCGCCUGUGCCUGCGAGCCAUCAUGGCGCCUGGGAGCCGUCAUGGCGCCUGUGCCUGGGAGCCUUCAUGGCGCCUGCGAGCCAUCAUGGCGCAUGGGAGCCGUCAUGGCGCCUGGCCACCCCCUCACCCACUCCCUCACCCACUCCCUCACCCACCCCCUCACCCACUCCCUCACCCACCCCCUCACCCACUCCCUCACCCACCCCCUCACCCACCCCCUCACCCACUCCCUCACCCACUCCCUCACCCACCCCCUCACCCACCCCCUCACCCACCCCCUCACCCACUCCCUCACCCACCCCCUCACCCACCCCCUCACCCACCCUCACCUCACCCACUCCCACACCCACUCCCACACCCACUCCCGCACCCACUCCAACACCCACUCCAACACCCACUCCAACACCCACUCCCACACCCACUCCCACACCCACUCCCACACCCACUCCCACACCCACCCCCUCACCCACCCCCUCACCCACUCCCUCACCCACCCCCUCACCCACUCCCUCACCCACUCCCUCACCCACCCCCUCACCCACUCCCUCACCCACUCCCUCACCCACCCCCUCACCCACCCCGUCACCCACCCCCUCACCCACUCCCUCACCCACCCCCUCACCCACCCCCUCACCCACCCCCUCACCCACUCCCUCACCCACUCCCUCACCCACCCCCUCACCCACCCCCUCACCCACCCCCUCACCCACUCCCUCACCCACUCCCUCACCCACCCCCUCACCCACCCCGUCUUGUUGUAG
Messenger RNA from Cyclopterus lumpus (lumpfish), 783 nucleotides. RefSeq lists its product as uncharacterized. The transcript has 2 exons. The record is from RefSeq and is a predicted model, not a curated record. Lineage: Eukaryota; Metazoa; Chordata; Actinopteri; Perciformes; Cyclopteridae. The coding region runs from base 1 to 783 and encodes 260 amino acids.